GCUGUACCAUAGAGAGGAAGGCGGGCUUGUGUUUACGUGCGGUGCUUCCUAUGGGAGAGGGAGGCUCCUGUGGAUCUCUAUGGCAGCGGCAGUAACGUUCGCAAGGUGCCCGGGCAGCUGAGCCCUAGCGGCUCCGGCUCCCGAGCGCUGAGGGGCCGCCGGAGGUUGGGAGGAUGCCCCUGGCCGCCUACUUCUUCCUGCGGGCCGUGGGCAAGGGCAGCUACGGGGAGGUGAGCCUGGUGCGGCACCGGCAGGACAACAGACAGUAUGUCAUCAAAAAGCUAAACCUUAAACAUGCAUCCAGCCGAGAGAGGAAGGCAGCAGAACAAGAAGCCCAGUUGCUGUCUCAGCUGAAACACCCCAACAUAGUCACCUAUAGGGAGUCCUGGGAGGGGGAAGAUGGCCUGUUGUAUAUUGUCAUGGGCUUCUGUGAAGGAGGGGACCUGUAUCAUAAACUUAAAGAGCAGAAAGGCAAACCUCUGCCAGAGAAUCAGGUGGUGGAAUGGUUUGUCCAGAUUGCCAUGGCAUUGCAGUAUUUACAUGAAAAACACAUUCUACACAGAGAUCUCAAAACUCAAAAUGUUUUCCUGACCAGGACAAAUAUAAUCAAAGUGGGAGAUCUGGGAAUAGCUAGAGUGUUAGAAAAUCAGUAUGAUAUGGCCAGUACUCUCAUUGGCACACCUUAUUAUAUGAGUCCUGAACUGUUCUCCAACAAACCUUACAACUACAAGUCUGAUGUUUGGGCUCUGGGCUGUUGUGUUUAUGAAAUGGCCACGCUGAAACAUGCCUUCAACGCUAAAGACAUGAACUCUUUAGUUUAUCGAAUUAUUGAAGGAAAGCUGCCACCAAUGCCAAAGGAUUACAGUCCACAACUGGCGGAAAUAAUAAGAACUAUGCUUAGCAAAAAGCCUGAAGAAAGACCCAAUGUGAAAAGCAUACUAAGGCAACCAUAUAUCAAGCGCCAAAUCUCUCUGUUUUUGGAAGCCACAAAGGCAAAAACAGCCAAAAAUCAUAAGAAAAUAUCUGAUUCUAAGCCCAGAAGUGCUGCUUCUGUGAUCUCAGUGAAGACUGGAUCUAAUAAUGGAAACAUCACACACAAAAAACAUCCCUCUGAGCAAGCCAGGAGAUAUAGAGCCAAUGAAGAAAAACAUUUAAUCAAAGAUAAAACUUUUGAAAUUUAUCCCUCAGAGAAACCAGCAGCUGAGCCUGAAAAAAAUGCAAACAAGAAUGAAAAGAACAGCACAAGAGUUUCCAUAGCAACAGUUAGCAAAGUGGAUAUUGAUAUUUUACUGUCUGAAAGGAGGAACUCUAAAAGUGAUCACUUACUACAGGAUAACAAAGCAAGGUGCUUAAGCAUUCCUAGUGAAGUAGAAUCUAAAAUAACAUCUAAUGGCCCACAGACUAAGGAAGACCGACUACAGCAAAACUCAGAGCCAGGUUCUAGAACUGAAAUUGUGGAUUCUAAGCACUUUGCUGUUGAUGUCGCAGAUGAAGGAGAUGACACUUUGAAACUCCUGCAGCCUGUCUCAAAGGACCAAAAGCAAAAUGAUGAUCAGAGCUUGGACUCCACUGAGAAGCUUCUAGCAUCAUUUGUUCCUGUCAUAAUUCAAGACGAAGCCUCUCAUGGAAAUCCAGAAGAUGUUCAGGAAAAAAUCACUUUUCACUUACAGCCUCGUAGCUCUUUCUAUGAACCUUCUCUCUCAUGGCAGCGAUGGCAGAAGAAAAGGGAGCUAGAUGAAGUCUGUUCAGAGAAGCUCAGAACAGUUGCUCCGCGGCCCUUACCUUCUCUUCCUGAUGUGAAUGUGAAGACAACUUAUAGCCCUGCAGAUCAGUGUGGCACUGAACUUACAGAGUCUGUAAAUAGCUCUAAAAAUAGAGAGAGAGCAAUUCCUCAGGAUCGACCGUUGUCGGCAAGAGAGAGGAGGAGGCUAAAACAAUCCCAAGAAAAGAUGUUUCCUUCUGAGCCUGCGGCAAGACGAGCAUCACAUAGUGCGGUAGUUGAAGCAAAAUCACUUGUGGAAAAUCUUAUUAAAGUUACUCAGUCCUCGUCAGAUCCCAGUAUUUCUCAGAAAAAAAAAUUAACCCAUUGUCUGUCUGAUGAUGAGCUAAGCUCUUCCACAAGCUCCACAGAUAAGUCAGAUGGAGAUUCCAAGGAAGGAAAAAGCAAUACAAAUGAAAUGAAUGAUUUGGUACAGCUAAUGACUCAGACACUGAAAAUGGAUUCUAAAGAGAACUGUGAACACCCUUCAAUCCUAACCCCCGCAUCAGAGUUCAAGCUUCAUAGGAAAUACAGAGACACUCUGAUCCUACAUGGCAAAGUAUCUAAUGAACCAGAGAAAUUCAAAUUUGAAGAAUUUCCUUCAGAUGUUUUAUCUGGUCCUGAAAAGAUUAGAAGAAUGGUUGAAAUUUUGAGGUCUGAUGUGGUGCAAGGGCUGGGAGUGAAACUUCUAGAGAAAGUAUAUGACAUCAUGGAGGAAGAUGAUGAACUGAAGAGAGAGUUGCACUUACGGGAGCACAUGAGAGAAAAGUACACAGAUUACAGUGUGAAGGCUCGCCAUCUGAAGUUUCUUGAAGAAAAUGUUAAGUUUUGACCAGUCAUACUUGUCUCUUACUAUACCACCACGUGACUGGGAACAUUUGCUAAACCUGUAAUGUGGGAUUACUAGAAUUAUAAUGUACUGAAGUUAAGACCUAAAGCUCAGUUUGGCAUGGAGAGCUGAUGUGAUUUCUGUAGCUGCAAAAACUCACUGCAGUUUCUAGAAAUGGUUUAAAAUUUAAACUGUUUAAGAUACAAUAAAAAGAUGGACUCCUUACUCUGAGCCCUUGGGCAUCUUUAGAGCUCAUGUUCAAGGUUUAGAUUAGAAUUUUGUUUUCUCCAACCAGAACAAAUGCAAAUACUAAUUCCUUUUAGGAAUGGAAUAAUGAUUAAAGAAAGACUAGGUACAUUCAGAUAAAUUGGUCUAUUUAAUGUACCAUUUCAUCUGUCAACUUGUCUUACAGGAAGUUUUUUUUAUACUUUUGUUAUGUUCUAAUGUUUGACAGAACGUGUUUUGCAGGUUUGUAAAUCUUUGAUUUUUAAAGGGAUAAUUAAGUCAAGGAUAUCUGAAUUUUGUAAAAUAAAAUCAUAUUCAGUAAGUCUACAAAAUGUCCAGUUUCCUUAAUACGCUUAGUAGAUAUUCUAUCCUACAGAAUAGCUCAUGUAGAGAAAUGCUGCAGAAUAAUAGUGCCCAUCAUCAGCACAAAGUGCAUUAGAGUAGAUGGCUUCACAAAAUGGUAGGAGGCUCAACUCAGUUGUUCUCCACAUCCAUUGCAGCUUCUGCAUCUCCCUCAGUCCCACUGUUCUGGGCAUGUCUGGUUUAUAGUUAACCUUCAAGCUACGAGGAGCAAAAUCAUUUUUAAUAAGCAAAAAUUGGAGUGUUGGUACAAAAGAUGAUUUGAACAUUAAGAGUGCACACUAAAGAUCACAAGAGAAGAGGCAGCACCCUGGCCAAAUGCCAAUUUGGAUAUUAAAAUUUGCUAAGUAGCCCCACCAGUUUCUGUUGUGUUGGUAUUCAUUUCCUCUCCUAAGCCAUUCCACUCUGCACCAUUACACAGUUGAUGCAUUUAGAACAGAAAGUACUCUAAGUGAAUUUUUCAGGCUAAGGAAUUUAAUCACUUAUAAAGCAACCCUGCAAAGUUGCUGUGUUUCAGUAACAAAAAACAACAACAAAAUCUUAGGAAUUGUCUCAUAUUGUUAUGCUUCAUUU
Molecule: messenger RNA, 3746 nt
Organism: Mauremys reevesii (Reeves's turtle)
Lineage: Eukaryota; Metazoa; Chordata; Testudines; Geoemydidae
Gene: NEK4
Product: NIMA related kinase 4
Exons: 17
Coding region: 174-2591 (805 amino acids)
Biological process (GO): protein phosphorylation
Molecular function (GO): ATP binding; protein kinase activity
Source: RefSeq, a predicted model, not a curated record